GAAAAUUUUAACAUAUUGUCAUCAGUUGAGGAAAGCAAGGAAAAAUCGGGUUUGCUGGACUCUAAUUAGAAAAGCGAUAGAUAGGUCGGAAAAACGAUUGAAUGGAUGACCUCUAUUUGUUCACAUCUCUAAGAGCUGGAUCUUAUUUUUAUUUUUCUCGGCGAAGACUUCAUUUAAAAGAAAGAGCUAUUUUUUCAGCAAGAUAAAUUUUUUGUUUCCCUCCUUAUUCUUUACUAUGGCAGACGAAAAAAAGGUUGAUCCCAUGGUCAACAUCACCACAGACGAGUUCGAUGGUGCCGAAGAACACGAAUUCGAUGGUCUUCGCCGUAUUGCUGAAGGGGUUCCCGUUGGUGCUUGGUUCAUUGUGCUCAAUGAGUUCUGUGAACGCUUCGCUUACUAUGGCGGUUCUGCGCCUUUCCAAAAUUACGUUCAGUUUGGCCCAAAUACCGGUGAUGAUCAAGCUGGUGCUUUGGAUAAAGGCCAAUCUGUGGCAACUGCUUUGUCCAACUUCUUCACUUUCUUCUGUUACUUGACACCAAUGCUCGGUGCUCUCAUUGCAGAUCAAUAUCUGGGACGUUACAGAACAAUUCUUUUGUUUUCUUCCAUCUACAUGCUUGGAUGGCUCAUUCUUACAUGCACUGCCACUCCCAAUGCUCUCGCUGCUGGUGCAGGUUUCCCUGGUUAUGUUGUGUCUUUGAUUGUCAUUGGUCUUGGUACUGGAGGUAUUAAGGGUAUCGUUGCUCCUCUCUGUGCUGAUCAGUACAGAAAUACCUCUCCAUACGUGAAGACUCUGAAGUCCGGUGAAAAGGUGUUGGUUGACUACGAUCUCAGCAUCCAACAUUUGUACCAAUGGUUCUACUGGGCUAUCAAUGCUGGUGCCCUCAUCGGUGGUAUUGCCUGCCCUAUCAUUGAAUUAAACCAUGGUUACUGGGCUGCCUAUCUUUUACCUACUUGUAUGUUCGCUAUGGCCAUUAGCGUCUUUGUUGCUGGCAACAAAUUCUACGUCAAGCCCAAGCCAACCGAAUCCAUUCUUGUAAAGGCUUAUAAAGUUUUCAAGUUUGCUCGCACCGUUGCCAACCGUCAAGAAAACACCGAAGCUCGCUCCACCAACAAGUACCGCUUGGACUUUGCUAAGAGAAACAACGGAAUGCCCAAUAGCGCUCCUUUGAAAGAUGAGGACCUCGCUAAUAUGUUCUGGGAUGACACAUUUGUAGACGAGCUUAAGCAAACAUUUAUGGCUUGCAAGAUCUUUAUUCCCCUUGCCAUCUACUGGGUUUGUUACAACCAGCUUUCAAACAACCUUUUGUCUCAGGCUGCUCAGUUGAACCGCCCCGCUGGUCUUCCAAAUGAUAUUAUGAACAACUUUGAUCCCAUUGCCUUGAUCAUCUUCAUUCCUAUCACCGAUGGUAUUUUGUUCCCACUUCUCCGCAAACAUAAGAUCAACUUCUUUGCUCAGCAACGUAUCACGCUUGGUUUCUUCCUCGCUUCUACUGCCAUGGUAUACUCUUCAGUGCUUCAAUCUUAUAUCUACAAGGAUCCCGUUUGGCAAGAAACUGGUGUAGCUAAUAUUUCGGUCUUCUUACAAAUUCCUGCCUACUUCCUGAUCGCUUUCUCCGAAAUUUUUGCCUCCAUUACUUCUAUGGAAUUCGCUUAUACUCACGCUCCAAAGAGCAUGAAGUCUAUGGUUUCUGCUGUCUCGCUUCUUCCAAACUGCUUUGCAGCUUUGAUUGGUCUCGCUAUCUCCCCUGCUGCAGUUGAUCCCAAUCUCACAUAUGUCUAUGCUGGCGUUGCAUGUGGUGCUUUCAUCGCUGGUAUCCUCUACUAUAUUUGCUUCCGUCAUUAUGAUCAGAUGGAUGAGGAAGAUCGUCUCAAGAGAAUGGAGUUCCACCGUCAAGCUGCCGCUGGUCAAGCAGAGAUGGAAUCCCGUGUGAACGAAAAGACCGCCCAUUUGGAAGCGGAACUUAACUAUGAUGAACGUUAACUUUCGUAUUUGAUCAAAUGUGCAAUUUUUUUUUGUAUCCAGUUGCUGUACUAUACUGCUGUUUGUCGCAAGGCAUUAUUGUUUUAUCUCUGA
Messenger RNA from Umbelopsis ramanniana AG, 2074 nucleotides. RefSeq lists its product as uncharacterized. NCBI's taxonomy places the organism in Eukaryota, Fungi, Mucoromycota, Umbelopsidomycetes, Umbelopsidales, Umbelopsidaceae. Gene Ontology annotation, molecular function: dipeptide transmembrane transporter activity; tripeptide transmembrane transporter activity. The record is from RefSeq and is a predicted model, not a curated record. Gene Ontology annotation, biological process: oligopeptide transport; transmembrane transport. Bases 236 to 1981 code for a protein of 581 amino acids. The transcript is spliced from 2 exons. Gene Ontology annotation, cellular component: plasma membrane; fungal-type vacuole.